UUUGUGAUAUCCUCAAAAUCAAAAUCAAACUGUUAUUACCUACCAUGGCAAAUUAUGAAGAAACAUCCUCAAAUUUCACACACGAUGUUUUCUUGAUUUCUUCACCAAAUGGAAACAGCAAAACAUUUACCGACUACAUCUAUCAAGCCUUGCUCGACAGUAAGAUCACAACAGUCAGAUACAGUAGUGAUGAAGACAUAACAACAACAAUGGAGAAAUGCAGAAUUUCAAUGGUUGUGUUGUGUGAAAACUACGCAUAUUCCACAAAGUGUCUCGAUGAACUCGUCAAGAUCAUUGACUCUUAUGAUACCAAACGUAAAGAGGUUUGUGUCAUUUUUUAUAAAGUUGAACCAUCGGAUGUAUGGUUUCAGAAAAAUUGCUAUGAAAGGAGUUUGAUUGAGCAUGAGAAAAGUUUGGGACGAGAUUCUGAGACUGUAAAAGGAUGGAGGAUGGCUUUGAGUAGAAUCUGUGAUCUUGGUGGUCAACAUUGCAAGGAAGACAAAUAUGAAUCUGGCUACCUCAGAAAGAUUGUUAAAGACACCUCUGCUAAAUUACCUCCUCCUGUACCUUCUGAAAUUAAGCACCCAAUUGGACUUGAUUCACGUUUUGAACAGUUGAAAUCACUUAUAGAUAUUGAACCUAAUAAUCCCGUUUGUAUGUUGGGAAUUUACGGAGAAGCUGGAAUAGGCAAAACCACAUUGGCCUCUUACUUGUACAACAAAAUCAGACAUCAAUUUGAAGUUGCUAGUUUUCUUACUAACAUAAGAGAAAAAUCCAACAACAAUAACAUCAUUGAUCUAAAAGAUCUCCAAAGGACACUUUUGUAUGAGACUGUUAAGGAGACGCAGACUGUGGUGGAAACUACAUUUGAGGGACACUCUCAAAUUAAAGACAAACUUAGACAUAAAAGAGUUCUUCUGAUUCUCGACGAUGUCAAUUCGAUAGAACAGCUGAAAGCACUAGCUGGUGGAUGUGACUGGUUUGGUUCUGGUAGCAGAAUUAUAACAACAAGGGUUGAGAUUGAAACUGAGCUAGAUAAGCACCAUGCUAUAGUAUUAGGAAAUAUAAAAUGA
Messenger RNA from Trifolium pratense (red clover), 1073 nucleotides. RefSeq names its product TMV resistance protein N-like. Gene Ontology annotation, biological process: signal transduction; defense response. Gene Ontology annotation, molecular function: ADP binding. The transcript is spliced from 2 exons. NCBI's taxonomy places the organism in Eukaryota, Viridiplantae, Streptophyta, Magnoliopsida, Fabales, Fabaceae. The record is from RefSeq and is a predicted model, not a curated record. The coding region runs from base 45 to 1073 and encodes 342 amino acids.